UCCGAGCGCCUGACAACUUGCUCAAAUUCAUCCUUGCCCCUGCACCAAUGUGACGUGGGCGAUCCAGGCCGACAUGUCGAGAGGAAGUACCGGGUACUUUCCGUGUGAGCCCUACCCAAGAAGACGGGUGUGCCGCAUAUAAGCUGUAAUCGCAGACGAAGUGAAGUGCGGAGGGGGGUACUUGGCUCGAGUUCAUGUCCUGUUCGACCGGCAACACUUGAAAGAACGCGGAAAUUGGGCCUUUUGAGACAAUCAGAGCGAAGAUGGCGUCCGACAACCAGACCGACGGGAAACAAAAUUACCACAUCGGCUACAAGGAGGACACCCUGAAAGCCUUUGAGCUCCGGAAUGUCACGACCUGUCUGAGCUACCUUGUCCCCACCCUCGAAUCGCUCCCGCCAACAUUUACGCUGCUGGAUGUCGGUUGUGGCCCGGGGAGCAUUACCUUUGAUCUUGCCCGACGCUUCCCCCAAGCUAAGAUUAUCGGCGUGGACCUGGGCAAGGAGGUCAUCGAGAGGAACAAUGCCAACAUCCCCCUUUAUGCGCCCGGUACUGGCAUUGAGUUCCGGGCGGGCAACAUCCUCGAGCCCGGGUCUCUCUUCUCGCAGGACGAACUAGCGGUGGGUUUCGAUGUGGUGCACGAGCACACGACACUCAUCUGCAUCCCCAACAACACCGGGGUCCUCCGUAUGAUGAAGCUGCUUGCGAAGCAGGAUGGGGGCAUCGUGGCCUGCCGCGAGGGAGACACCCACUCACAACUGCUAUGGCCGCCAUGCCCAGAGAGCGCGGAGCUACAAGAGCGCAUUUACGAGAUGAACGGGCUGGACACGCAAACGGGACGCAAGCUGCUCAGCAAGGCCCUCGAAGUCGGCUUCCGUAGGGACCAGAUCACGGCCUCGGCCAGCGUCUUGAGCAACAUUACGGCACCGGAAAGGGAGCUGUAUGCGGGGUCUAUGAUCACAAUGCUCGCCGACGAGAACUCCCAGUACCGCAGGGCGGCCGCCAAGUUUGGGUACACCGAGGCCCAAAUAGAGGUCUUGCGGGAAAACAUGCGGAGGAUGAUAGCGGCCGACGACGGUUGGAGGCUACUCAUUUGCACAGAGGUCAUCUGCAGGCGUGACGAAGCUACAUUAUGAUGUAUGCUGCGCUGCGGGUAAGGUCUCGGAGACAACUCUGGCCUUGAUAGUCACAAUACCAAGAGCAGCUGUUCUGGCCACACUCAUUUUGCUUGGGCCCAGUGUUGUCUCAGGUACAUGUACAUGUACAAUGCCUGUACUGCCGGCAUGGUGGCGCGCGGGUUGGCCCCCCGUGAACCGAAGCGGGGAUAAAUUAAGAGGUCUUGGCCCCUGACAAGAACAAAUCCGAAUCCCACGGCGGCCCGUGGUGCGCGUUGAUGGACAGACCCCCGUUACCCA
Messenger RNA from Chaetomium fimeti, 1415 nucleotides. RefSeq names its product S-adenosyl-L-methionine-dependent methyltransferase. Bases 264 to 1136 code for a protein of 290 amino acids. The record is from RefSeq and is a predicted model, not a curated record. The transcript has a single exon. Lineage: Eukaryota; Fungi; Ascomycota; Sordariomycetes; Sordariales; Chaetomiaceae.